Phacochoerus africanus (Common warthog) is the source of this 3301-nucleotide messenger RNA. RefSeq names its product cullin 2 (gene CUL2). The coding region runs from base 625 to 2862 and encodes 745 amino acids. Lineage: Eukaryota; Metazoa; Chordata; Mammalia; Artiodactyla; Suidae. Gene Ontology annotation, molecular function: ubiquitin protein ligase binding. Gene Ontology annotation, cellular component: SCF ubiquitin ligase complex; Cul2-RING ubiquitin ligase complex. Gene Ontology annotation, biological process: protein ubiquitination; SCF-dependent proteasomal ubiquitin-dependent protein catabolic process. The transcript is spliced from 21 exons. The record is from RefSeq and is a predicted model, not a curated record.
GCUGCUUCGCGGAGCCUGCUCCCGGAAGCCAAUCAAUUGGAGAGUAAUCAAGGUUUUCCAGGCCUCUGUGUGUCGGUUACCUGUCCGGGCGAGCUCAGCCGCCAGUAGGGGCCCGCGAGAGCAUCCUGUGGACCUCACCUCGAUGUCGCCGGACGCGAGCCCCGGAGGCCCUACCCUCUGCCGCCCCCCCGGCGACCUAGUCUGCGCGGAGACACAGCGCUGUCCCUACCUGCGAUGUGACGGAGGAGAGGAAAGCUGAGUAGCUGAAACCCCCGACUGGAACGGAGGAGUUUCAUUUUCGUUCACUUGGAAGCCAGGGCUUUACAGUAGAAGAGACGGUCAUCUUUUGUACACCCACUCUUAGGAGCAGGUCACACCGGGAACCUUCGUCAAGGACACUGCUUGAAAAGUUACUGAGAAAAGAAAAUAAAAGCAUAAUCCACGUAGCGCAGGAGGAAAAGGGAAGCUUUGUGAAAUAUUAGAAUUCCAGUGGAGUUCUCCCAGUAGAGGAAAAUUCUGAACUGUUCAAUGCUAGAUUAUGGUCAUCCCGAACUACUCUCAGCUGUAAUGCGUACUAGCAGAGAUAAGAGGAUAAAAACCUGAUUUCAACACUAAACUUGCACAAUGUCUUUGAAACCAAGAGUCGUGGAUUUUGAUGAAACCUGGAACAAACUCCUCACGACAAUCAAAGCUGUGGUCAUGCUGGAGUACGUGGAGAGAGCGACAUGGAAUGACCGCUUCUCAGAUAUCUAUGCUUUAUGUGUGGCCUAUCCUGAACCCCUUGGAGAAAGACUUUAUACAGAAACUAAGAUUUUUUUGGAAAAUCACGUACGGCAUUUGCACAAGAGAGUUCUGGAGUCUGAAGAGCAAGUGCUUGUUAUGUAUCAUAGGUAUUGGGAAGAGUAUAGCAAGGGUGCAGACUACAUGGACUGCUUGUACAGGUAUCUCAACACCCAGUUUAUUAAAAAGAAUAAAUUGACAGAAGCUGAUCUUCAGUAUGGUUAUGGUGGUGUAGAUAUGAAUGAACCACUUAUGGAAAUAGGAGAGCUAGCAUUGGAUAUGUGGAGGAAAUUGAUGGUUGAACCACUUCAGACCAUCCUUAUCCGAAUGCUGCUACGGGAAAUCAAAAAUGAUCGUGGUGGAGAAGACCCAAACCAGAAAGUAAUCCAUGGGGUUAUUAACUCCUUUGUUCAUGUUGAACAGUAUAAGAAAAAAUUCCCCUUAAAGUUUUAUCAGGAAAUCUUUGAGUCUCCCUUUCUGACUGAAACAGGAGAGUAUUACAAACAAGAAGCUUCAAAUCUAUUACAAGAAUCAAACUGCUCACAGUAUAUGGAAAAGGUUCUAGGUAGAUUAAAAGAUGAAGAAAUUCGAUGUCGAAAAUACUUACAUCCAAGUUCAUAUACUAAAGUGAUUCAUGAAUGUCAGCAACGAAUGGUAGCAGACCACUUACAGUUCUUACAUGCAGAAUGUCAUAAUAUUAUUCGACAAGAGAAAAAAAAUGACAUGGCAAAUAUGUAUGUCUUACUCCGUGCUGUGUCCACUGGUUUACCUCAUAUGAUUCAGGAGCUGCAAAAUCAUAUCCAUGAUGAGGGCCUUAGAGCAACCAGUAAUCUUACUCAGGAAAAUAUGCCAACACUAUUUGUGGAGUCAGUUUUGGAAGUGCAUGGUAAAUUUGUUCAACUUAUUAACACUGUUUUGAAUGGUGAUCAGCACUUUAUGAGUGCAUUGGAUAAGGCCCUUACAUCUGUUGUAAAUUACAGAGAACCCAAGUCUGUUUGCAAAGCACCUGAACUGCUCGCUAAGUACUGUGACAACUUGCUGAAGAAAUCAGCAAAGGGGAUGACUGAGAAUGAAGUGGAGGACAAGCUCACGAGCUUUAUCACCGUCUUCAAAUACAUCGAUGACAAGGAUGUUUUUCAAAAGUUCUACGCAAGAAUGUUGGCGAAACGUUUAAUUCAUGGGUUAUCCAUGUCUAUGGAUUCUGAAGAAGCCAUGAUCAAUAAAUUAAAGCAAGCCUGUGGUUAUGAAUUUACCAGCAAGCUACAUCGGAUGUAUACAGACAUGAGUGUCAGUGCAGAUCUCAACAAUAAGUUCAACAAUUUUAUCAAAAACCAAGACACAGUAAUAGACUUGGGCAUUAGUUUUCAAAUAUAUGUUCUACAGGCUGGGGCAUGGCCUCUCACUCAGGCUCCUUCAUCUACAUUUGCGAUUCCCCAGGAAUUGGAAAAAAGUGUACAGAUGUUUGAAUUAUUUUACAGCCAGCAUUUCAGUGGAAGGAAACUUACAUGGUUACAUUAUCUUUGUACAGGUGAAGUUAAAAUGAACUAUUUGGGCAAACCAUACGUAGCUAUGGUUACAACAUACCAAAUGGCGGUUCUUCUUGCCUUUAACAACAGUGAAACCGUCAGCUAUAAAGAGCUUCAAGACAGCACUCAGAUGAACGAAAAGGAGCUGACCAAAACAAUCAAAUCGUUACUUGAUGUGAAAAUGAUUAACCAUGAUUCAGAAAAGGAAGACAUUGAUGCAGAGUCUUCAUUUUCAUUAAAUAUGAACUUCAGCAGUAAAAGAACAAAGUUUAAAAUUACUACAUCAAUGCAGAAGGACACACCACAGGAAAUGGAACAGACGAGAAGUGCUGUUGAUGAAGACCGGAAAAUGUAUCUCCAAGCUGCUAUAGUGCGAAUCAUGAAAGCGCGGAAAGUUCUUCGGCAUAAUGCCCUUAUUCAAGAGGUGAUUAGCCAGUCGAGAGCUCGGUUUAACCCUAGCAUCAGCAUGAUUAAGAAGUGCAUCGAGGUCCUGAUAGACAAACAGUACAUCGAGCGCAGCCAGGCCUCCGCAGACGAGUACAGCUACGUGGCCUGAGGCCGCCUCCAGUGUGGUGUGAGGUCAUUGCCGUCGCCGUCCGGUGUGUUCCCGUGGGAGAAGGCAGGCCUGUGCCUCCGUAAUUUGGUCAUUUGGCAGCCCCUGUUCUUCUGCUGUUUACAACAUCACCAGUGCCACGUCAUGAGCGUCAGAGAAAAUGCUUAGAGAUAUUUCAAGCUCAUGUCAUUACGACAUUUCUUAAAACUUUAUUAAAAACGAAUGAGUGAAGUAUUGCUGAAAUGUGGAAAUUUGGUUGGGUACCAUGCUUUUUCUCCCCUUCACGUUUGCAGUUGAUGUGUUUUUUUUUUUUAAUGUAUCUUAAAGGACAUAAGAUAAAAAAACUUAAAUAUUGUAAUAUGACAGAUAACCUAAUAAUUGUAUCUACAUUAAAAUGACAAACAUGAUAUUGCUGCUUGUCAAAUAAAAAAAUAAAGAAAUA